Molecule: messenger RNA, 471 nt
Organism: Gastrolobium bilobum
Lineage: Eukaryota; Viridiplantae; Streptophyta; Magnoliopsida; Fabales; Fabaceae
Product: protein FLX-like 1
Exons: 3
Coding region: 167-454 (95 amino acids)
Source: RefSeq, a predicted model, not a curated record
UGUUAGAAGUGUGAUAUUUCCUGAACCUAGUCAGAUGCUAGGGAAAAAGUCACCACAAAGUAUGAAAUAUUAUCAAUGAUUUAAACUCACAUUUGCUGAUGCAUAUAGGAAAGCUAUUGAAUUUGAGAAGAAGACACACGCUAGUAACCUUGAGCACAGGCGGGCAAUGGAUAACAAUUUAAUCAUUAUGUCCCGUGAGGUUGAAAAGUUACGUGCUGAGCUGGCUAAUGCAGAGAAGAGAGCAAGGGCUGCGGUUGCUGCAGCUGCAAACCCAAGUCCUGGAUAUCCUGCAAACUAUGACAAUCCUGAGAUGGGAUAUGCAGGAAAGGCAUACCCUCCUGACUCUUAUGGCAUGCAUCAGAUCCAAGCUGGGGUUGAUGCUCAUCCUCAAUAUGCAUCUGGAGCAACAUUACAUCAUCCUUAUGACAUGCAACAUGCACAAAUGCCUAGAUAGGCUUCCAGUGAUGUCUU